AUGUCUGCACUUUUGCCGUAUGCUAUGGCACAGGAUACUGGCACGUGCAACCCCUCCGAUCCACAGAUCUGCAACGUCGACGGAGGAACCAUGGAGUGUACUGCUGGGUCUUGCCUCACAUCGUGCACUUACACAGGUCCCGGUCCCAUCAGUGACCCUUUCGUCAACUGCGAGUAA
Zasmidium cellare ATCC 36951 is the source of this 177-nucleotide messenger RNA. RefSeq lists its product as uncharacterized. The record is from RefSeq and is a predicted model, not a curated record. The coding region runs from base 1 to 177 and encodes 58 amino acids. NCBI's taxonomy places the organism in Eukaryota, Fungi, Ascomycota, Dothideomycetes, Mycosphaerellales, Mycosphaerellaceae. The transcript has 3 exons.